UAUACCGCCGUACCUGGACGCUCCGGUCCAUUCAACACGAAACUACGUGAUGAGCAUGGACAACUUGGAAAACGACGAUGCCUUAUUCCUUGCGGAUGCACUUUUGGAUGAGUGUCAGGAGAAUCCAACUGAAGCUACAGGAGUUGCAGCAACCUCAAAAACUGGGACAGAAAAGCUUGUUUGGUUUGAUGAGGACCAGGAAGGGCAGCCUCUCCCAAAAAGGAGGAGAACAGGAGAGAAACGGAAGCGCUGUUCAGCCACUGAUCCCUCGGGAAGCACAGACCCUCCAUCUACUAGUGGACAAGAGACGGAGACUGAGACUGGGACAAUCCAAAACAUAGACUCCCUCCUCCAGGAAGUGCAGAACCUCUUGGGAUGUCCUACUGCAGAACCUCUCCCUUCACACUGGAAGGACAGGCAAACAUCCACCUUGGAAAAGUGGACUUUGUUAAGGCCCUUUAUGGUUAAUCAGAUGUUAUUGUCUGAGAAGCCUAAAGAGGGACUUUGCCAGCACUGCAGACAAAAGACUGCAGUAGUGAGGUGUCAUGAUUGUUUGCCAAGACCACUUUACUGCUUAACGUGUGAUUUUGCCAUUCACAGGUCUAUGGUGCUCCAUAAUAGAGCAUCCAUGGUAGAGGGGUUCUUCAGGCCACUGCCGCCAUCCACCUACAUCAAGGAAGAUGAGGGAGGAACAUUCUCCUACCAUGAAAGAGAAUGUUUUUUACCAAUCGUGCUUCCCUGCUGUGAUUGUUCAUCUGGGAAAAUGACUGUUUCCACCAGAAAGCAGGUCAUUUUGAUUGGAAUGAAUGGGCGAUUCAAUCUGUCCCUCCCACAUGGUAGCUGCUCCUGUGGAAAGACUUGUUCAGUCGACAUUGCUGAUCUAGUUAAAAGUGGGUACUGGCCAGCCACAGUCAAUUUUGAAACGCUGUAUGCAGUGGAUUUGUUCUCUACAUUUGAGGAUCUCAAGGUUGCGGCUCCGGGAAUGUCACGGCAAGCUUUUGUUAGCAUGCUUGAACAUCGAACAAAAGUCUUUGGUCGUAGUGGAAAGAUAUGUGGGGAUACCAUGCAGAAGGCAUUUCUGGAAUGGACCUAUGCCAAGUUUGAGGUUGAGAAGCUGUCUCAGGUGCAGCAUUUUCAGUGCCCUGCAUGCACACCCUCUAUGUUGGCUGUUGCGGUGGAUGGGAACCGUAAACUGUACCGCUUUAAGAGCCAACCAGGACCUGGUGGUUUUUUUGAUGGCGUAUUUCUGGCCAAGGAUUCUAAGGUGUCUUCCUUUGUUGACUACAUCCAUGGGACGACAAAACACAAUCCUGCAAAAGGGCGAUGUGGUACAAGCCAGUGGGCGGCAGCACGAGAAUCCGCAAACAAGUCUGCAAGCAAAGUAGAUGAAGAAGGCGUUGAGGUUGCUGUCUGCCGUCAUGGAUUUUUGCUUACGGGACUGAAUAUGUUCCGUGGAGAAAUAUUUGCCUAUCCCUUAUAUCUACAAAGACAGCUUGCUUCACAGAAUGUGCAGUUUUUUUGCUCUGAUGUGGUGUGCAAAUACUGGCCGUAUCUGCAAAGGGUUGUGCGUCACUGUCCAGAGCUGCAAGAUUUGUUGACCAUGCGUCCAUUUCUCUCCAUCAUGCAUGCUAAAGCACAUUCAUGGAUGUGUGAGUUGCAAUGGGGAGGACGUAAUCAACAAGGAGCCGGGACAACCAUUGGGGAGGAGGUUGAACAGGUCAACAGCUUCCUCUCCCGAGCAGCCAUAUGUUCCAAGUACAUGUCAAAAGCUGUUCGCACAGAUAUACUUACCAUUCAAGCAAUUGGCUGGAACAAGCGGAAAGCAGAAAACCUUGACCGAACAUUGGCCAAAAGAUACAUCAAGACUAUGCAAAGGAUUACAGAAGCCACAAAGGACCUCGAGAACAUCAACACUGAGUUGUCUCUACAGGAAGACACAGUCCAGCAAUGGGUGUCAGAUGUUCAACAGUGGACGACAGGACCAACCAGCCAAAAUGACUUGCAGAAGACCAUUGAAGGACUGUAUCUGAGCCUUAAGCAGCGGAAAUUUCAGCUUUAUCGUCAGUCUGAUGGCAAUAAGCGGAGACAUCAACUCAGGAAAAAGAUUGUUGUUGAAAAGAAAGCCUUGGAGGAUGCCAUCAUUAAACACAAUGCUGCUGUGGAGGAAGCAGACAAACUCCCUCCUCCUAACGAGCUCUUGGCUAAUGACAACUAUUCCUGGCAAUGGGAGUGUCAUGGUGAUAUGGUACAGAAAAAAAAAGUUUACGACAAGGUAAUGCUGCUGUCCAGACUUAAAGAGGAAUCUGUUAUUGUGGUUCGUGAGGUAAAGCAGCACUUGGAGUACAUGAGGAGUAUGGUCAGAGUGAUGGGAGAGCUUUCCUCCCAGCUUUCCUCCCAGCUUUCUGAGGCCAUCGGCGGGCAAGGCAGUACUGAGGCAUUGGCGGAGACGGAGCGAGAGGGUCUACUCUGCGUGCUGAAGAGAAGAUUGCACGAAGUUAAAGCUCAUCAGGCUGCAGCGGGUAGAACAUACCAACACAUUCUUGGGCAGCAAACUACUUUGGAUGACUCCUCCUCUGAAGAGGAAAACUUGGAGAGUAACUCCUCCAGUGAUGAAGAACUGUGACUGCAGUGAUUAGUUCUUCUCAAGUGAAGCUGUACCACUGUGCUCCACCACCACACUCCUUCCCGCAGCCUCCGCUCGUGACGCUGAACCUCCUGUCUCCAUCAGACCAAUCAGCCAACCAGGGGUGCCAGAACAUUCUCCGUAGCUGACCGCUCCCUCUGGACCCCCUUUCCCCAAAUACAUCAGAAUGCACAGAACUGUCCACUUUCAAAUCACUUAUCGAAACCCACUUAUUCAGAACUAAUGAUUGUGUUUUUAUAGUUAUAGUGUGUUUUUAUUUUAACCUGUAUAAAGUGUAGUGAGUAUCUUUAAAAUCCUCAUUUAUU
Messenger RNA from Hippoglossus stenolepis (Pacific halibut), 2949 nucleotides. RefSeq lists its product as uncharacterized. The record is from RefSeq and is a predicted model, not a curated record. The transcript is spliced from 17 exons. The coding region runs from base 50 to 2623 and encodes 857 amino acids. Lineage: Eukaryota; Metazoa; Chordata; Actinopteri; Pleuronectiformes; Pleuronectidae.